Messenger RNA from Populus trichocarpa (black cottonwood), 4057 nucleotides. Its product is annotated as extensin-2-like. The record is from RefSeq and is a predicted model, not a curated record. The transcript has 3 exons. The coding region runs from base 135 to 3563 and encodes 1142 amino acids. Lineage: Eukaryota; Viridiplantae; Streptophyta; Magnoliopsida; Malpighiales; Salicaceae.
UUCCAUGCAUGUUUUCUCAUCUACACAGACAAAAUCACUAAAUUUUCCCUUGCCUUCUCUUAAUCCAAUAAUAAAGAGAAAAGGUGUAAAAGUCCAACACCUUGCCGAUAGGUGGUGGAAUUUCAGGGGGAGGAAUGACAGGUUCUAGCGGCGGCUCCCUUUGGGGUCGUCUUUGGCCUCAAUUGGCCGUGGCAUUGGUUAUUCUCUUUGUUUCAAGCAAUGUAGGUUCAGUCUCAGGAGAUGCUUAUGUUUAUAGUUCACCACCUCCACCUUAUGUAUACAAGUCUCCACCACCUCCAUCACCAUCUCCUCCACCUCCUUAUGAAUACAAGUCACCACCUCCUCCAUCACCUCAUCCACCACCAACAUACGUGUACAAAUCCCCACCACCUCCAUCUCCAUCUCCUCCUCCACCAUAUAUCUACAAGUCACCUCCUCCACCUUCUCCUUCCCCGCCACCACCAUAUGAGUACAAGUCACCACCACCACCAUCCUCAUCUCCCCCACCACCUUACAUCUACAAAUCACCUCCUCCACCUUCACCAUCCCCGCCACCACCUUAUGUCUACAAGUCACCACCUCCACCUUCACCAUCACCACCCCCACCUUACAUCUACAAAUCUCCUCCACCCCCUUCACCAUCCCCACCACCCCCCUACUAUUAUAAGUCUCCACCACCUCCUUCGCCAUCUCCCCCGCCACCUUAUGUCUACAAGUCACCGCCUCCACCUUCAUCAUCACCACCCCCACCUUACAUCUACAAAUCUCCUCCACCCCCUUCACCAUCCCCACCACCCCCCUACUAUUAUAAGUCUCCACCACCUCCUUCGCCAUCUCCCCCGCCACCUUAUGUCUACAAGUCACCGCCUCCACCUUCAUCAUCACCACCCCCACCUUACAUCUACAAAUCUCCUCCACCCCCUUCACCAUCCCCACCACCCCCCUACUAUUACAAGUCUCCACCACCUCCUUCGCCAUCUCCCCCACCACCUUACUACUACAAGUCUCCCCCACCACCCGAUCCUUCACCACCACCUCCAUACUACUACAAGUCACCACCUCCACCUUCAUCAUCACCACCCCCACCUUACAUCUACAAAUCUCCUCCACCCCCUUCACCAUCCCCACCACCUCCCUACUAUUAUAAGUCUCCACCACCUCCUUCGCCAUCUCCCCCACCACCUUACUACUACAAGUCACCACCACCCCCUUCACCAUCUCCACCACCCCCUUACUACUAUAAAUCCCCACCACCACCCAAAAAAUCACCACCACCACCAUACUACUACAAGUCACCACCUCCUCCCUCACCAUCACCGCCCCCACCAUACCACUACAAUUCUCCACCACCACCCACUCAUUCACCACCUCCACCUUAUUACUACAAGUCACCACCACCACCCUCACCAUCUCCUCCCCCUCCAUACUACUACAAGUCUCCACCUCCUCCUUCACCAUCUCCUCCACCACCAUACUAUUACAAAUCUCCUCCACCACCUUCAAAAUCUUCUCCACCUCCUUAUUACUACAAGUCUCCACCACCUCCAACUAAGUCCCCACCACCUCCAACACCAUACUACUACAAGUCUCCACCACCACCUUCACAUCCUUUACCACCACCCUACUAUUACAAAUCUCCACCACCACCUAAAGCUCUACCUUCUCCAUACUACUACGCUUCCCCCCCUCCUCCCAUCCCUUACCCUCACAACCACCAUCAUGACUUAAUUGUCAAGGUGGUAGGAAAAGUUUAUUGUUACAGAUGUUAUGACUGGGGAUAUCCAGUGAAGUCACAUGAUAAAAAGCAUCUAAAAGGUGCCGUGGUGGAGGUAACAUGCAAGGCAGGCACUGAGAAGGUCAAGGCCUAUGGUAAAACCAAGAUCAAUGGAAAAUACAGUAUCACCGUUAAAGGCUUCAACUAUAAAAAGUAUGGAGGAAAGGAAUGCAAGGCCAAGCUUCACGCGGCUCCAAAGGGUUCAUCAUGCAAUAUCCCAACUGGCCUACACUGGGGUAACAAAGGUGCCUCCCUCAAGGUGAAGUCCAAGACAAAGUAUGAAGUUGUGCUUUCAGCUAAGUCAUUCGCUUAUGCUCCUAAGACCCCUUAUAAGGAGUGUGAGAAGCACAAGCCCACUCCAGCUCCUUACUACUACAAGUCCCCUCCACCCCCACCUCCCGCUUACAUAUACAAGUCACCUCCACCACCUCCACCAACCUAUAUUUACAAGUCUCCACCACCCCCACCUUAUCUUUAUAAAUCACCCCCUCCACCAACAUAUAUCUAUAAAUCACCACCACCUCCUUCACCAUCCCCCCCACCUCCAUACUAUUAUAAAUCUCCACCACCACCAUCUUCAUCACCACCACCACCCUAUUACUAUAAAUCACCACCACCUCCUUCACCUUCACCCCCACCUCCAUAUUAUUAUAAAUCCCCACCACCACCAUCUCCAUCACCACCACCACCCUACUACUACAAAUCACCUCCACCACCGGUUCACUCUCCUCCCCAACCUUACUACUACAAAUCACCACCCCCACCAUCCCCGUCACCUCCUCCACCAUACUACUACAAAUCACCUCCCUCACCGGUUCAUUCCCCUCCCCCACCUUACUACUACAAAUCACCACCCCCACCAUCUCCGUCACCUCCCCCACCAUAUUACUACAAAUCACCUCCACCACCAUCCCCGUCACCUCCUCCACCAUACUACUACAAAUCUCCUCCUCCACCAGUUCAUUCCCCUCCCCCACCAUACUACUACAAAUCACCACCACCACCAUCCCCAUCACCUCCCCCACCAUACUAUUACAAAUCUCCUCCUCCACCGGUUCAUUCCCCUCCUCCACCUUACUACUACAAAUCACCACCUCCGCCAUCUCCAUCACCUCCUCCACCUUACUACUACAAAUCACCUCCACCACCGGUUCACUCCCCUCCCCCACCAUACUACUACAAAUCUCCUCCUCCACCAUCACCAUCUCCUCCUCCACCCUACUACUACAAAUCACCUCCACCACCAGUUCACUCUCCACCACCACCAUACUACUACAAAUCACCUCCUCCACCAUCAUCGUCUCCUCCUCCACCCUACUACUACAAAUCUCCACCACCUCCAUCCCCAUCUCCUCCACCUCCAUACUACUACAAAUCCCCUCCACCACCCGAUCCUUCACCACCACCUCCAUACCACUACAAGUCCCCACCACCUCCUUCACCAUCUCCUCCACCACCUUACUACUACAAAUCCCCACCUCCCCCCUCGUCAUCUCCUCCCCCUCCAUACCAUUACAGCUCCCCACCCCCACCAUCAUCAUCUCUUCCCCCUCCAUACCACUACAGCUCCCCACCCCCGCCAUCCCCAUCACCACCACCUCCUUACUACUACAAGUCUCCUCCACCACCAUCUCCAUCUCCUCCUCCUCCAUACGUCUACAAGUCCCCACCUCCCCCUUCACCAUCACCACCUCCUCUAUACUACUACCAUUCACCUCCCCCGCCGAUGAAAUCACCCCCACCCCCGGUUUACAUUUACGCUUCUCCACCACCACCAAUUCACUACUAGGCACAGAAAGCUCCGUAAAUCACCACAAAUCAUGUUUUAGUUUCAGCAAUGUAAUAAAAGAAGGCCGGUUCAAGAGCGAAAAGAGUAGAUACGAAGCAUCCUUUCCAAAUCCAUUCAAUAAGUGUCUAAAUUUUGCAACAAAAAUGUUUAAAAACUUUACCAUUCUCUCAAACUUCAACGUGGCAAUCUUGUAUACCAUUAUAUUGGGCCCGGCUUCAAAAGGUUCCCUUCGAAUCAAGAUGAGGAAGUGAGAUUGAAGAAGUAGACCGGGAUUUGGAAAUGAGCUUUCGCAGAUUGUUUGUUAGUUGUUUUUCUUUUAUUUUAAUUUAUUUGAUCAAAUUAGUACAGGGGUUCCAUUUAAUUUAUUAAAUAGAUGUAUUAUCGCAUAGCCUCGUUUGUUUGGGCUUCUAUUUAUUGUGGGCAAAUUGUGGUUUCUGGGACCUUCUUGUGCUUUGCACCGAGGUUAUUGGUAAUAAAGGAGCGCUCUUUUUCAA